Molecule: messenger RNA, 1449 nt
Organism: Calliphora vicina (urban bluebottle blowfly)
Lineage: Eukaryota; Metazoa; Arthropoda; Insecta; Diptera; Calliphoridae
Gene: Faa
Product: fumarylacetoacetase
Exons: 5
Coding region: 132-1385 (417 amino acids)
Biological process (GO): L-tyrosine catabolic process; L-phenylalanine catabolic process; homogentisate catabolic process
Molecular function (GO): fumarylacetoacetase activity
Source: RefSeq, a predicted model, not a curated record
CUGUUCAACUGGCGUACGAAAAGCAACUUGUUUACGCACUCUUGAUAGUUCUACUUGCAGCUAUCACAGCCAAACACUUUUCGAAAAACAUAAACAAUUCCCCGAUAAUAGAAACAACAACACACAAUACAAUGGCCACAACUUUUGUUCAUGUACCGGCUGGAAGUGAUUUUCCUUUGGAAAAUUUACCUUAUGGUGUCUUCUCCACAAAAUCUAAUCCUCGCAAGCGUUUGUGCGUUGCCAUUGGUGACAGUGUUUUGGAUUUGAGUGGUGUUGCCUCUUUGUAUGCACCAGAAGUACAGGAUGCUUUGAACUCGGAAACAUUGAAUUUGUUAAUGGGUCUCGGCUACACUGCCUGGAAUGUAGUACGUUCAAGAACCCGUGAGUUGUUGUUGAAAAAUUCCCAGUUGGAACAAAAUGCCCAGUUGGUGCAAAGUGUUAUCAUUCCUCAAGCUGAAUGUGAAAUGCAUUUGCCAGCUGACAUUGGUGACUACACUGAUUUCUAUUCGUCCAUUCAUCAUGCCACCAAUGUGGGCAUUAUGUUCCGUGGCAAAGAAAAUGCCUUAAUGCCCAAUUGGCGUCAUAUUCCAGUGGGUUAUCAUGGACGUGCCAGUUCAGUGGUUGUUUCAGGCACUCCCAUACGUCGUCCUCUGGGUCAAACUUUGCCAGUUGAUGGCCAACCACCUGUAUUUGGUCCCUGCAAAUUGUUAGAUUUCGAAUUGGAAAUGGCCUUUUUCAUUGGUGGUCCCGGCAAUAAAUUGGGCGAUCGUAUACCCGUCGAAGAGGCUUAUAAGCAUGUAUUUGGCUUUACUUUAAUGAACGAUUGGAGUGCUCGUGAUAUCCAAAAGUGGGAAUAUGUUCCCUUGGGACCCUUUACAGCCAAGAACUUGGGUACUAGCAUAUCGCCCUGGGUUAUACCAGUUGCUGCUUUGGAACCUUUCUUGGUAGAUAAUUUCCCACAAGAACCCGAGGUUUUCCCCUACUUGAAACAUGAAAAACCAUUCAACUUUGAUAUUAAUUUGGAAGUGUUUGUUAAACCCGACAAUGGUGAGGAAUCUCAAAUCUGCAAAUCCAACACCAAAUAUUUAUACUGGACUGCCUUGCAACAGAUCGCUCAUCACACAGUUACUGGCUGUAAUGUACGUCCCGGUGAUUUAAUGGCUUCUGGUACGAUUAGUGGUGAAACAGAGGACUCUUAUGGCUCCAUGCUUGAACUCAGCUGGCGUGGCUCGAAGACAGUCAAUCUUAAAGAUGGUGCUGUUCGUAAAUUCUUGCAAGACGGCGAUGAAGUCAUUAUUCGUGGCCAUUGCGAACGUAAUGGUUUGCGUAUUGGUUUUGGUCAAUGUGCUGGCAAAGUAUUACCAGCUAAACCAUUUGAACAUUAAAUAAAUCAUUUUAGCAUCAUAGAUUCUUAAUAAAUAUUAAUAAAUUUUGAUAAUGUUUUAAAAA